AUGCUGCAGCGCUUUUUCGAGGCAAUCGGCGCCUCGCUGGGCCUGCCGACUGACUAUGCCAAGAUUGCGAUUGCGCUGCUCCUGUCCUUUGUGCUGAGCCCCAUCCUGCCGCACCUACCCGCGCCGUGGAUGCGCCACUGCAUGAACCUGGGUGUCUCGGCCUUUUUCCUGCUGGGCAUUCUGCGUCUGUACGGCGGUGUGAUGCAUCUGCUGGCGGCGUGCUUCCUCACGUACGGAAUUGUGCGCUUCCGUAUUGGCGGCCGCAAGUACAUGCCGUGGAUCGUGCUUGUCGGUGCGAUGAGCCACAUGCUCUACACCCACUGCAUGCGCGAGUUCGGGCAGGUGCCGGUUACCACGAUGGAGAUUUCGUCCAUGCAGAUGGUGCUUGUGAUGAAUCUCACGUCGUUCGCGUGGAACUGCUACGACGGUCAGCUGCGCACCGACAAGCAGCUGGACGAGGUGCAGAUGCGGGACCGUGUGAUGACCAUGCCGAGCCUGCUCGAGUUCUUAGGCUAUUGCUUUUACUUCCCUGGCGUGCUCGUAGGGCCGUCAUCGCGUUUCCGUGAUUACCAGCAGUGGGCGAAUGGCACGCUGUAUGCGCCGUACCGCGGCGUGCCGGUCUCCCGCUGGCGCGAGGCGUUCAAGGAGCUCCUCACGGCCGGUAUCGCGCUUGUGCUGAUGACGUCCUUGUCGGCGUACUACGACUUUGAGCGUCUCGCGAAUGUGGCCGACGAGCUGCAAACGCGCCCGUUCUGGUACCGCCUCGUUUUCCUGCAGAUUGCCGGUCUCGUCGCGCGCUUCCGUUUCUACGGCGUGUGGUCGCUCUCGAACGCCGGCUGCAUUCUGUCAGGUCUGGCGUACAACGGCGUCGACUCUACGACGCAGCGCGCGACGUGGACGCGCUGCAAGAACGUCUAUGUGAGGCGCAUCGAGCUCAGUCACAACUGGAAGGAGCUGCUUGACGCGUGGAACGCCAAUACAAACGUCUGGCUGCGCGAGUCUGUGUACAAGCGCCUCGCCGGGCCGCACAAGCCGGGCUUUGGCAGUGUGUUUGGCACCUUCCUCACGAGUGCCAUCUGGCACGGCAUUGCGCCGGGCUACUACCUGGCGUUCCUUCUCGCAGCGAUGUGCCAGUGGCUCGCGCGCCUGCUGCGCAAGUCGGUGCGUCCGAUCUUCUUCGCGAACCCCCGCAUGCCCGACCCGACGCCGUCGACGUGGAAGCAGUACACCACGGUGCAGGUGCUGUACUCGGUCGUGUCGAUGGUGUGCACGAUCUCGGCUACAGGGCCAUGUUGUGGCACUACCAUGUGA
Malassezia sympodialis ATCC 42132 is the source of this 1311-nucleotide messenger RNA. RefSeq lists its product as uncharacterized. The record is from RefSeq and is a predicted model, not a curated record. Gene Ontology annotation, cellular component: membrane; endoplasmic reticulum. Gene Ontology annotation, molecular function: 1-acylglycerophosphocholine O-acyltransferase activity; 1-acylglycerol-3-phosphate O-acyltransferase activity. The coding region runs from base 1 to 1311 and encodes 436 amino acids. Gene Ontology annotation, biological process: glycerophospholipid biosynthetic process; lipid modification. Lineage: Eukaryota; Fungi; Basidiomycota; Malasseziomycetes; Malasseziales; Malasseziaceae. The transcript is spliced from 5 exons.